This is a messenger RNA of Osmerus eperlanus (European smelt), 2686 nucleotides long. It is a transcript of the gene noc3l, whose product is annotated as NOC3-like DNA replication regulator. Gene Ontology annotation, biological process: DNA replication initiation. Gene Ontology annotation, molecular function: chromatin binding. Gene Ontology annotation, cellular component: nucleolus. Bases 171 to 2573 code for a protein of 800 amino acids. The record is from RefSeq and is a predicted model, not a curated record. The transcript is spliced from 21 exons. NCBI's taxonomy places the organism in Eukaryota, Metazoa, Chordata, Actinopteri, Osmeriformes, Osmeridae.
CGUUGAAAAACAUGUACUUCCGGGUAGGCUUUCCAAGCCGAGAUACACACGUGUGCAAAUAAUAUUACAUUUUCUUAGAAUUGUAUUAAAUACAUACGUGUUUUUGAGACAUAUUUAAUAAUAAUAUAUUUAACUGUUUUUAUUUGUGGAGUAAGAUAUCGUCUUUGAACAUGGGCCCGCCCAAAAGCAAAAAGAGAAAGCCGAGUUUUCGUCGGCUGCUGAAGACCAGCAACGUAAAACUUGAGAACAAGCAAAAAAACAGGCAGUUCAAACAACAGAACACCGAGAAGAAACACCGUAAAGAACAGAAGAAGCUCCGCCAGGCUAUCAAAGAUGCGUCCCUGCGGACGCCACAGCCGCUGGAGCGCUACAAGAAGAGACCUGAGGAAGAGGAAGAUGAGGAGUUUGUGGAGUCCCUGCCCGUGGACAUGAUGGAUGAAGAUGACCUGGAGCAGAUCAGGGAAAUGGCCAAGAAAGCCUCAUUCCUCACCAGAGACCUGUCCUCCUGCGGCCCUGUGCACGCCAAGAAACGCAAGUCUGAGCAGCAGCCGGAGAACUAUGAGAAGAUGCCCAGGAAGAUGAAUGUCAUGGAGGAGAAAGAGGUCAUCCACCUGCUUCCCCUCAAGAACAAGACGGGCCUCAUUCCCCAGAGCAUGGAGAAACCAGUCGUCCCAAAGAAAGAGGAGGAAGAGGAAGAAAUGGACGAUCAGACAGGUUUGGAACAGUUUGAAAACGAGGAGGAAACAGAAACUGGCCCCGCCCUCACCCCCCAGGAACAGGAAAAGCUCCGCGCUCAGAAACUGUCAGACAGGAAGCUACGCAUUGCUGGUCUGGGGUCAGCUAUCCUGUCAGAUCCCACCAAUAGUAUUAAGAAGCUAAAGGAGCUGCGCACCAUGCUGUUGGAGACGGACCCGUAUGUAGCGGUGACAGUCAGGAAGCUGGUCAUGGUGUCUCUCAUGGAGGUGUUCAAGGACAUAGUCCCCUCCUACAGGAUCCGACCCCUGACGGAGGCUGAGAAGACUACCAAGGUGAAAAAGGAGACCCAGCAGCUCAGAGAGUUUGAGGAGGGAUUGGUGAGCCAGUACAAGUUCUUCCUAGAGAACCUGGAGCAGACUGUCAAGGACUGGCAGCAGAGGAAGAGGAAGCGUAGUGACGCCGUGUCCCUGCAGUCCUACAAGGGGCUGGCCGAGGUGGCCAUCCGCUGCAUCUGUGAGCUUCUGGUUGCCAUGGCGCACUUCAACUUCCACAACAACAUCAUCGUCAUGGUGGUGCCCCUCAUGAACAGCCCCACCAGGAAGGUAUCAGACAUGUGCUGUGAGGCGGUCAGACAGCUCCUGAAGCAGGACAAGGUGGGCCAGGCCUCACUCGGCGCCGUCAAGGUCAUAUCUGGCCUGGUCAAGAGCAGGAACUAUGAAGUCAGACCCGAGAUGCUGCGGUCUCUCCUGUCUCUGAGGAUAAAGGAGGUGGACUUGAAGAAGGACACAGAAGACACGGCCCCUAAGAAGAAGUUUAUGAAGUACAAAGAGAAGCAAAAGCAUCUGUCCAGGAUGCAGAGGAAGUGGAAGAAGGCUGAGGAGAAGCUGGACAAGGAGCUUCUGGAGACUGAGGCCUCGGAGAGUAAAGAAAAGAAGAUCAAGCUUCACACAGAGACUCUGAACAUUGUGUUCCUGAUCUACUUCAGAAUACUGAAGAAAGCCCAGAAGUCUAUUCUGCUGCCCUCCGUUCUAGAAGGGCUGGCCAAGUUUGCUCACCUGAUCAACCUCGAGUUCUUUGAUGACCUGUUGAACGUUCUCCAAAAUCUGAUCCAAGUAGGAGAUCUGACCUAUCGUGAGAGCCUCCACUGCAUCCAGACCUCCUUCAACAUCCUCUCUGGACAAGGUGACGUCCUCAACAUUGACCCUUUGAAGUUCUACACCAGCCUCUACAAGACCCUACUGAAACUACAUGCAGGGGCGUCUAACGAUGACAUCAGAAUCGUGCUGGACUGUCUGGACGUGAUGCUGACCAGGCGCAGGAAACAGGUGACCCUGCAGCGGGCACAGGCAUUCGUCAAGAGGCUGAGCACGCUCAGUCUGCACACGCUGCCCAACGCUGCCGUGGGCAUCCUGGCGUCCAGCAGGAGCAUCAUACACACCUUCCCUAAGUGUGACGUCCUAUUGGAUAACGAGGCCCAGGGGAGUGGCGUGUUCCUGCCUGAGCUAGAUGAACCAGAGUACUGCAACCCCCAAAGCACAGCCCUCUGGGAGCUACACACGCUCAAGAGACACUACCACCCGGUUGUGCGGCGGUUUGCCUCUCACGUGGCCCUCGGGGCCCCCAGCGAGGGAUCCGGAGCGCUGCAGGUCCAGCUCAGCAGACGGUCUCCAGCGGAGCUGUUUGAUGACUACAGUGUUAAGGACAUGACCUUUAACCCUCCAGUGGAUUCCCCCUCCUCCAAAAAGAAGGAACACUUCACGAUAGGAGCAGCUCUGCUGGACUCUCAGCUGAAGCUGCAGGUGGACCUGGCUCUGUCAGCAGAGACGGAUCCCUCCUGCUUAGACUUCUCCUCAGCCCUCUCACAGACCUGCACAUGACAGAACCCUCUUCCUGUCUUGGCAGAACCCCUAAACCUCUCACACACACAUACCAUGCCUUGUAAUUCAUAACCAAAUGAACUGUAAAAUAAAAUACAUUUGAAUUCCUUUUA